AUGGUUGGUCAGGCCAAUCAAUCCGGAGCCAGAGGGCAAAGCGUGUUUUUACACGCUGGAACAGGCAACUACGGUUUUGAAAAUGAGGGAUAUUCGCCUGAGAUGAGCGCUCAGGGUGACGGGUUAGCACAGGACGACUUUCACAAGUCGAAAUUUGCGCUCCAAGCAUGGAAGGCAUCCACAGCCAAGUCCGCUGUGACCUCAACGAAGCAGCUUGGAACGGUUCCGGACGCUGAGCCGGGCAACCGAGAGGAGCAGGUCAGGCUCCUCCGGUCAGCUAUUCUUAAAUCUCGCGCGACUGUGGCGAGCAGAUGGAGAGGAAAUGCCUCCGUACCCGGCGCCGUUACAGGCUCCGCGGCGAAUUCCGAGGCAGGGCACCUGUCUGAGCCCAGCGAUGCGAGCGAAGAGGGUAGCCCUGCUCUGGAUCGUGAGCAGCUGGAACCUGACGCGGAGAUGGACAAUCAGGAGCUCAGGAUUUCGAGUUCACGGAAAUCUCGGGUUUUUGAUUCGGAAGAACGCGAUGAACCGUCGUCCAGCGCUGUCCGCGCGUCCGGUCGCCCGGCGCAGAGUGCGCGGGUGCCCGUGGCUGAGGAGACUCCAGCGUCUCCUGUCAGGACGACUCCGAAAAAGGGAGGUUGGAUCGCGAAGGGGCAAGCUAAAAGAGCUCAAAUGGCAGCUGCGAAAACCACACCGCAGCAACCGUUGGUGUUGAAAGUGACAAGGCGGAAAGCGAUUCCGGCAGCGGCGAAGAGAGCUGUUUUAAAGAGGGUGGCUUUCCCGAACCAACCAAAAAAAAGUCCGCCACCUGUGGUGGAAGAAGAGAAGAACGAACCGGAACCAGAGACAAUUUCGUUAAAGCGAAGCGACACUUGGGGGUUGCUUACGCAGGAGAUCUCUCCUUUUCGCACUCCGUCCUUCCUCCACGGUUUUUCCAGCGAGAGUGUCGGAAACGCAGAUGAGCUGAAUCUUACGGGAUCGAACAUUUUCCCGUUCUUUUCUGGCUCCGUGUCAUCGUCGGGCAACAGUGUUUCGGCGGAUCCGCCCCGAGCGGUUAGAGAUUCUUGUGCUGGGUCAGCAUACAUGUAUCAGUCUUUGCCGGCAGGUGCCCGCCUGCCGGUGUCUUCCUCAGUAUCCCCGUUUUCGUCUUCCGCGUCUGGGUCUUUUAGGAGUGCGUCUGGGUUUGUGAAACCGCCCAAGGAGCGUCAAGACGGGCAAAUGCUGGAAGGAGACGCAGAAGAAGUAGAAGAAUCAGAUGACGCCGAAUCAGUAGAAGGAGCAGAUGACGCAGCUGACGCAGAAUCAGUCGAAGAAGCAGGCGACGCAGAAGAAUUACAAGCAGAAAGUGCAGUAGAAUCGCUAGAUGACGGGGAAGAAGUUCCGUUUUCAAGCGCUGCGGAGUACUCCGGUAAUCUCCGGCUUCCGUCUGUAUUAGCAGAGUCGCCGGAGUGCUCAGCAUCUACACGGGUGGGGUCGCUGGGUGAGGAGGGUGCAUCCCGGAAACCCUCGGCCCAGCGUCGUGCUCGAGCGCCAAAGAAGCAACCGAAGAAAAAAAAACGUGAGCCGCUCCCUGUGGAUGGCUCCGUUGAGCCAUUCGUUGAAGAACUCGCGGCAGUGGAAGAUUUUGAUAGAGAAACCAUGUUGGACGACGCCUUUGAACUCGAUGCAGACGACAAAGGCCUCUCCCCAGCGGUUGAGAGGCUCCGGCAGGAACGUAUUGCGCUCGCACGUUGGGUUUGCCGGCUCAAGGGAACGGGUACUGCUAUGCAGCGCAAAGGCAUGCGGCUCGAGAAGUAUCUGAAGCCUCACCAGGGCCCUGUCGACCUCGACGUCAGGCUGGCAGGCAACUAUCCGCCAGUCGCCUUCGAGCCGCAGCUGACGCAUCCACUGGAUGCGCGCGGCGCCCACAUGGAAGAACUUUUACUGAACGACGCGCAGAUGCCAAGCACGAAAGUGUGGCAGUUGGAGCAGUCGAAUCGACAGCGGCUGAAGCACCUCGCUCAGCAGAGGAAACACAUCAGCAUCCUUCAAAGAGCGUUGCGAAAGUCUCAGCGCGAGGCUCGGGAGGCAGAGCGCAGAUUCCGUGGCGAUGACGAAAGCACUUCGUCGUCCGACAGCGGCGCACCCUCCCCCAGGGCGGCUGAGCGUCUCAUUCUUCAAGAACAGUGCGAAAAUCUCGUUGAACGAAUCCGGGCGGAGACGGCUCACCGUGAAUCGUACCAGCGAGCCUGGUUCCUCGAGCAGCGCCAAAAGCAACGCGUCGCCGAAAAAUACAGCGUCUUGCAACGCAGGCUCAAAGCCGCACAUACGGUCACCCGCAUGGAACAGGCGAAACAGGAGGAGAAGCAGGAGAACAUUGACGAUUUAAAAGAACGUCUUGGAAAGAGACUCGAGACUCUUCGGUGUGUCACGAAUACUAGCGAGCAGUACGAGUACGAGCUCGUAAAGUUGCAGCGGCGAUACGAGACACUGGUGAGCUACUUGCGAGAGUCGCAAGAAAAGGCGUCGUCCUACGAGGAAGGCCUUCGUGAGGUGCGAUCAAGUCUCGAGCACGAGACAGCGCUUCUUCAAAUCGAAAAAAACAAGACCCUGAACCUUGGCGAACGCCUUCGGGAACGAGAUAACGCCAUUGAGCGGAUGAAGAUGGAACUGCGGCUGGAGCAAGACAAAGUCCUUUCGCGCGAGCAAACGAUUCAAGAGCUGAGAGAUUCUCUGAACGAGAACGCCCAGCUUUUGAUGCAGGCGAGAGACGAGUUGGUGGCCGAGCAGGAGAAGCUGGACGAAGAACGCCGACGGCACGACCAGACGCUGGUACAGGCUAAGAACCUCCAGAGUGAUCUGCGUGAUUCUCAGCAGAAUGUGGAGACGUUGUUGAAGGCGAAGGCGGUCGCGGAGGAGCAGGAGGCAGCCUUGAGACAUUUGCACGAGAACUUUUUGCUUCUCCUCGAGUCGUCGCAGAAGCAAAGCGACGUCCUGGAAGAAACAGUCGACGCCGUGGCGGAUAGGAAGCACAAGGCGACGCAGCUCCUCCAGCGUGCACUCGAUGAAAUCCGGUCUGGCAUCAACCAGAAAUCGAAAGAAGAGGAACAAAUGAAGGCCGAACUCGCAGCAGCAAAUGAACGGCUCAAUGGAGCCGUUGAGGAACUCCAAGCGGAGCGCGCUUCGCAGGCCGAGUCCAUGAAUCGAGCGCAGGACAAGUAUAUGGAGGACCACGCAUCUUACCAGAAGAUCUUUGGUGAAUUGCGCGAUGAGAUUGACGAGCAGAAGGCCCGCAUUCAGUCUUUAACGGCUGACCUCGAGAAGGCGACACGCCACGAGAAGCAGCUAGAGGAAUUGACGGAGAAGAUGAAGGCGAAAAACACAGCCCUCGAGAAGAGAGUUGUGAGCAGCUUCCAGGCUCGGGGAAGAAGCGGAAAGGGCUCCAUUGUCCGUCUCAUCAAACACCUCCAGCAAGGGACAAUCAUGGAAAGGGCGAAUGUAAACAAAAAGAAAGUCAGCAAAAACCUCAUCAAGCUCACCAAAGACAUGCAGAUCGUGUGGACAAAGGAAUCGGGGGACAAACUGCCUGGUUUCAAGCAGCAGAAGACCAUUCGCCUCCAGCACAUCGUCGGCAUCGACUUCGGCACCGAUUCCGCCGCAUGUCGCUCGCGCAUGGCCACCACAUCGAAGAAGCAGCAGGAGAUUUUGCCGUGGAGAUGUUUUGAAGUCCGUACCCUCUCGAAGGCUUACCUUUUCACGGCUCCGUCCGAUGACAUCGCUGCAGCGUAA
Molecule: messenger RNA, 3765 nt
Organism: Neospora caninum
Lineage: Eukaryota; Apicomplexa; Conoidasida; Eucoccidiorida; Sarcocystidae
Exons: 8
Coding region: 1-3765 (1254 amino acids)
Source: RefSeq, a predicted model, not a curated record